Messenger RNA from Castor canadensis (American beaver), 855 nucleotides. The record is from RefSeq and is a predicted model, not a curated record. Lineage: Eukaryota; Metazoa; Chordata; Mammalia; Rodentia; Castoridae.
AUGCUCAGCAGUUGGUGCGACUGUGCUAGAGAAGAUGACGCCCUGGGGCUUGAACAAAAAAAAGCAUUAGAAGGCUGGUUCCGGAGCCGAGCAGCACAGCCAUCAUCUGAGGGUGAAGUAAAGAGGGUGGGAAGGAAGAAAUGGCGGCCCCAAGUCUGGAGGGUAAAACUGGAGGGCAGGAGCAGUUGGCAUGGGGAAGAGUUCAGUUGGCGGAAGAGAAGAGGGUUGUUGUCCUCUCCCUGUGUGAUGGCAUGCUGGUGGACCUGCUCCCGCAUUCUGGGCCUGAGCCUCGGAACUGCAGCCCUGUUUGCUGCUGGGGCCAAUGUGGCCCUCCUGUUUCCUAACUGGGAUAUGUCCUACUUGUUGAGAGGCCUCAUUGGCAGGCAUGCCAUGCUGGGCUCUGGGCUCUGGGGAGGAGGCCUCAUGGUAUUUACUGCUGCUACCCUGGUCUCCAUGAUGGGCUGGAGAUCCCGCUGCUUCAGUAAGAGUGCACCCUGUCGAAGUAUGCUCACUGCUCUGUUGUCAAGUGGCCUGGCUUUGCUUGGAGCCUUGAUUUGCUUUGUCACUUCUGGAGUAGCCUUGAAAGAUGGUCCUUUUUGCAUGUUUGAUGUUUCGCCCUACAAUCAGACACAAGCCUGGAAAUACGGCUACCCAUUCAAAGACCUGCAUAACAGGAAUUAUUUGUAUGACCAUUCACUCUGGAACUCUGUCUGCCUGGAGCCCUCAAAAGCUGUUGUUUGGCAUGUGUCCUUCUUCUCCGCCCUCCUGUGCAUCAGCCUCCUUGAGCUCAUCCUAGUAGUUGUUCAUCUCAUCAACAGCUUCCUCAGCCUGUUCUGCAGCCUCUGUGAGAAGUGA